UCUUUUUUUUUCUCCCCCCUCUCUCGGUAACGCACUGCAGACUCAAUAGUGUCUUUUUGAACUAUUUAUACAGGCAACGAGUUCCCGGUGCAUUGCUUCUAACAGAGUUCACAGUGUGUGUGUGUGUAUAUAGAUAUAUGUGUGUGUUUUCUAAAGUGGAUUUAAGAGAUAUUUAAGAGAGAUAUAAAGCCGAUGGAAUUCGUGUUUUCUAACUCUGACCAGUGUCCUUGAACUUGCGUAGUCUGUUUUACUUUUAAUUUCGGCGUCACUACUUUCUGAAACGGUGACUAAUGUAUAACUGACGAGAUCAUUGGGAUACGUGAAUUGUAGACACGGCAAUCUGGGUCUGAACGUAAAGCCAUCAAUGAAACAGUCCAAGAGCCAGCCUCUGAUUUGUAGGAGUCACUUAUUAAUAGGACUGCACAAACUACACGACUAAAAAGUAGGAUCAGUUUUCUGUCUUGUUAAUUUAAAUAGAAAAAUAAACCGAAACAAAACAAUUUGAUAAUUGACUAUGAGGAGGAAAAAAUCACGAGGCACAGUUUAGCACACUGAACAAAGUUUAGCACAUUGAACACAGUUUAGCACACUGAACAAAGUUUAGCACAUUGAGACAUGUGUUAGCACACUGGAUAUGUAUCCAAGACCUAAGUCAUAACAAUGUGCACACAGCCUAGAGUCUAGGAUAUUUUCAUUAAAUCGCGGUGUGACUUUCAAGGAUUUAAUUUUGGAUCUAUUAAGGCCAGAUCGUGACGAGGCCUUGGAUUAACCUAACCUACUUAUUGAACACGUCAUAGCCGUCUGCUGUUGUAGCAGACCAGACUACUACAUAUUUCACUUUUGUGUUCUAUUGGUGUUUGUUAUUUCUUGUUACUUUUUGGAGUAUUCCAUUUGAUAUUCGACGGAGUAAUAAGACGGAACCCUGAUGUGAUCUUAUAAUAUUAUCUUUUAAGAAUAUCUUAUUUUUACUGCUGUUGAAAUUCAAUAAAAAUACAAUGGAUACACACAACAGGUGGAGGCGAUGGCUGUUGGUAUAUAUCUACAUUGCAUCACUGCUGACUGUUACUUUCUCUAAAAGUCUCUUCUCAAAAGAUGCCAACGGUAAAACACAAAUUUUACCAGGAGCGACAAACUAUUACUACAAAGUCGGUGACGUGGCUGAGCUGAAAUGUCCAGUUGCCAACUUGGGAGAUAGAAAGGUUGUGUGGCGUCUGGCCGCUAAUGACACCAUCUUCACUGUGGGAUACAACAUUUUCACCGAGGAUCCAAGAGUGGCUGUGACACAUCACAACGGCACAUGGAACCUCAUCAUCAAAGGUGUUCAGCAACGUGACUCCGGUCUGUACGAAUGCCAGAUCGCCUCCGUAGAGAAAUACCUCAGGAGCUACGUGGCACUCCAUGUAGCAGAUCCUCCGGAGAGGAAACCAAAACAGAAUAUCCACAUUUCAGGAACAAGUUUUGUAGAUGAGAACAACCCUAUUGAACUGGUCUGUAACGCCACUAGUGAGGAUUACCCCAUAGAAGACGUUGAUUGGUUCAGGGACGGCAACGCUUUGGUCACAGACGAGUCCCGCGGCCUGUAUAUCCACAAGAAAGUCUCCCUCAGUACCGACACCAUUUACAGCACUCUGGAAAUUAAACACGCGCGUCUGAAAGAUCAAGGUGUUUACGUGUGCAGGACAAGCAACUACGACGUGACCAGCAUCCACGUGAACGUUUUAAAUGGAGACAGUAACAAUGUCAAGAGGGGAGCCGCCACCAAAGGAAGCUCCGACUACCACAGUAGCAGAAACUCUCAAGACUCCAGGCAUCGCUCGUGGCACUUGAUGUCACUUGUCCUGGCGUCUUUGGCGUGGAGUCUGUCGUCAACGUAUGUGAUCACUCGAGAGCUGACAUGAAGAUUCUGUCUCCCUAUACAGUUAUUUUAUUCUACAUUUCUAGAGUGUGCAAUCUUUAUAUAAACAAAUCUUGACAAAGUAUCAUGUCUUUUGGGUGUACACACAUUUUUUUUAAUGGAUGACAAGACAGAGUAAGCUUUACCUCAAUUGUUCUUUAGACAUAUACAUUCCCAAGCAUGAACUACUGAGAUGUUUAAGUAAGGGGACAUUUUACCUGGUCUUAAAGUAAGCAGACAAUGAACAGACUUAGUAGUAUAAUAUUCCAGAACAAGACAGGGUUACUAUUUUUAGAUCUCUUCAUAAAUAACAACAACUCCUCAUCUUGCGAGUUUACAAUGUGUUGUAUGUUAGAAGUAAAGGAUAACUCUUUUCUUACAACCUUGGUCAAUGUACAACCAUCACCUCGUGUACAGACUGUAUUGGAUUAGUUCAAAACAAGGUAAUCAUGUAAUGUAAGAAUUUCAGUUUGUAAUUUCGUUUCAAACGUCGACUGAUUAGAAAUGCAAAUCUUCGACAAUAAAUCUUAUGAAUAAGAAAAUUAGAAAAUAGAAUUAUUUGUAUAGAACAGUUUUAUCAUUAACAUCAGCACCAUCUCUCCACGCUACAUCACCAUCAGCACCAUCUCACUAUGCUACACCAACAUCAGCACCAUCUCUCCAUGCUACAUCAACAUCAGCACCAUCUCUCCAUGCUACAUCAACAUCAGCACCAUCUCUCCAUGCUACAUCAACAUCAGCACCAUCUCUCCAUGCUACAUCACCAUCAGCACCAUCUCUCCAUGCUACAUCAACAUCAGCACCAUCUCUCCAUGCUACAUCAACAUCAGCACCAUCUCUCCAUGCUAUAUCACCAUCAGCACCAUCUCUCCAUGCUACACCAACAUCAGCACCAUCUCUAGAUGCUACAUCUGCAGAGCAUUCUGUCGAUUCUUGCAUUUAUCAUGCGAUUGUAUUUUUUCCCAUUCAAUCUCUUCGAUUAAUUAAUUGGUCGCCUCAUGUGUAUAGAAUAUGUAAUGAAGGUCUGGCUAAUGAAUUUAUUUCACUUUCUAAACUGGUAUUUUAAGUUCUCAAGUCAUAGUCUUAGUUUGAAAACAAACGCAAAGCUAAUUAAACUUGAAGAGUUUCGUGACCCUUGUUCCUUGAGUUUAUGUUAAUUUAAUUAUGGCAUUACCCCCCCCCCAAACCGUAAUGAAUGGUAAUUUAUUCUCUGUUAUUGCUUCGGGUUAAAACUUACUUAAAGGAAAUUAGAAAAAAAAAUAAGCCUCUGGGUCAGAUUGAUCUCCCCCCCCCCCACCCCUUAUACGGCUACUGAAUACGCGCCUCUAACACCCAUUGUACUUAUAACUUCGUAAAUUAGUCAUAUCUAUUUUUUUUUUAUAUCUCACAGAUAAGUAUACAAUUUUUUUUUUAAUUAUUUAAUGUAUUCUACAAAAAAAUAUUCAUCUUCAUUCUUUGUAAUUGAGUUGAGUUCAUGUUUUCAAAAGUUCAUGUUUUCUAAUUGUAGGCCAAAGACAGGUUUUGUAAACAAAUAGUUUCAAUAUAUACUAACGUUAUAACGUAGUGGAAACUUAGAAGAAUAACAACAAAAUACAAUUUUAUCAUUCUCUUAGUCCCAAAUUACAAAUGUAUCAUCUAAGAAACAUUAAAUGAUGCUUUUAUUUUAGUUGAUGCUUUUGUCUGUGUCAAUGAGUUCCCCCUUUAUGUCAAUUUUUGUGAACCCAAAAUUAGAAAUAUUACAUAUUUAGAUUUAUGUACUUUUUACACCUCAUAAGGGGGCUUUAUUUAUUAUAUUUUAUAAUUUAGAAUUAUGAAGACAGAAUUAGUCACUAUGUCUACACGUAUAAAGGUCCUCCUCGCAAUACUAUUUAAGUGUACAAUUUGACUUCCUUAAUGUAUAAUUUAUUAUUUUUUUGGUCAUGUAUUUAUAAAUUUGUUUGUUGGCUUUCCGUUUGUUUGGAACUUCUGUUGUACACAAUCAAAGAGAUUUGAAUGUUUCAUUAAGAUGUAUAAAAUAAUCUGUAUAUAGAACAGAUCACUCUUUUCUCGGAUGUUACCCAUUACGUUUGAUGUCAUUCUAGCUGUGUACAGUCUGUUCAACUUGAUGUACUUCAUACAUUGAUUGGUUAACGUUUGACCUACUUUUCUGUACUGCAUAUAUUGAUUGGUUAACGUACGACCUACUUAUCUGUACUGCAUAUAUUGAUUGGUUAACGUUUGACCUACUUUUCUGUACUGCAUAUAUUGAUUGGUUAACGUACGACCUACUUAUCUGUACUGCAUAUAUUGAUUGGUUAACGUUUGACCUACUUAUCUGUACUGCAUAUAUUGAUUGGUUAACGUUUGACCUACUUAUUUGUACUGUAUAUAUUGAUUGGUUAACGUUUGACCUACUUAUCUGUACAUUUUUCUUUGUUAUCUGGAUGGCUGGUGUUCAAGACAUUGUAACAUAUUUACUUGUUUCUUUGUGCCAUUACUUUAUAGUAACUUUUUAAUGGUAUCUUUCGACUUGAAUAUUUAUAAACAUGUAUAUUUUGUCUUUGUUUUUAUAUGUUUAUAAAUAUACCGGUAAAACGAAUGUAUUUUUAUUCCAAAUGACUGUGUUAUUUUUUUUUCACGCGCUAAAACAAUUCCAGACAUGGAUGACCCUAUUUAUAUAGGGUGAUUAAAAAAGAAUACGCCAAAAUAAUCACGCAUUUAUUCAUUUUAAAGCAUUUAAUGGACUGAAUUUGUGUUUAUUUGAUACAGGAGUUGUCAUUGUUAACUGGGUGUCAAUUUUAAUUUGUCUUUGUGGGAAACUCAUGUGUUUAUUUACCCUCCAAAUGUCGACUUCCCAGAAGAGGUGCUAGAGAGCUUGUUCUAUGUGAACACAGGGGACGGGACAUCAGGAAGUGUGUUUGGGAGAAAUGUCCUAUCGGCUUGAUGUCCGUGCCGCCAGUGGUGGUCACACUGAGCACUUGUAAAGAAUAAAAUACAAACUUAAAGCUUUAUACAACACUAGUGUCCAGCUGGGAGUCAAUUAUUUUUUUUGAAAUAAAGCGUCAUGGUUUUGGCGAUUUCUCUUUCAAUCAUCGUGUAUAUCAGUUUAAAUUUGAUAUCGUUGUCAACGUUUGAAUUGGAUACUAAAAAUAGAAAUUUCUAAGUAAGCUGAGCAAUCGCUUUUGGAAACAAACAAACAAAAAGUGUUGUUUUAAUUUAUAAAGUUAGAAUCUGUCAAAUAAUAUAUUGAAAAGAAGUCAUGAACUGUUUCUAUUCAGGUCAAAAUGAGGAAAGUUACGUCAUAAAACUAUGGAGGUUACUCCAAUGAAAAAUAUUUUCCUCAGUGGAUUGAUAUUAUAGGGAGUAUAGUUCUAAUCUCUUUCUCCACAUAGGCAAGAAGAAGUUUGUCACACUGUCCUGCUCGUGGUGUAGUGCUACGAGGUUUGUAAACACGUUCAAUGGAAAUAGAGUUUGUUGUUUGUCUUUAGCACACACACACACACACACACACAAGAUUUAUAAAACAAGAAAGUCCCAGUAGUUGAUUAGGGGAAGCACAUUGUUUUAAUUAAUCAAAAGUCUAGUCUAGGAAAGAAUUUAGACCUGUCGUUCUCAUUCUUGAAAUCUUUCUGUUCCUGUACAGUCAAUAAGGGCCAAUCAAGGAAUAACUCUGAAGCAGGUAGCAGCAGUUGUUAACUAGAGCAAAAGAAAACAAAACAAUUUUUCUUGAUCAAUAUGUCGUUAAGUAAUUUUAUUUUUCUAGUCCCGAUAUGUACAGUAAAGAAAUCAACAUCAUUAGUGUUACAUUUCAAGUCAAAACGUAACACAAGAUUUUACAUUUUACGAAACGAAAAUCUUUUUUCCUUUUUUUCUAAAUUUUGUUUGGAACCAUUUGACCAGGUACUACACACACGUGCCACACACAAAACGUCAUAUGUGUGCAUCGAGACUACUUGGUUUUGUUUGGAAUUAUAUAAGCUCUGGAACCUAAUGUUUAACCAUACAAAGGGAGACUAUCGUUGAUUUGUGACUUUGUAUAAAGGUUACAUAUUACCUCCCUUGAUAUGGUAGUAAUACAAUGUUUGGUCCUCAUGUUUACUAUAAGCAUUAGUUUCAAUGUUCAUGACGCUGUGUACAGUUCCGAAAGAUUUGCCAAAGCUAUAUGAUCAAAAAUGGUUCUCACCAGUGGGUCUCACUCUGUGUAAAUAGUUCUCAUUUAAUGUGUGCCUUUAAUGGACUAAACGUAUGCAUGUUUUUUGCUAGCGAGUGUUUCAUGUUUCUGUGUGUGUGUGUAUCUGGUGAGCAGAUGCACGGUUUGAUUCCUCUCUAUGUGUGCUUACUGAGCGGUUUCUAUGUGUGUAACUCAUUGACCUACUCUGUACAUAUAUCCAUAUAAUGUGCUUCAGAUUUAAGUUUAUCAAUGUCUCUCGCAAUAUGUUUUGUUUUGUAUAAAAUGUUUGACUAUUAUGAAUACCAAAUGGCAUGUCAACAAUUGUUUUCUAAUACCCAAAUGUGAACUUCAAGCGAAUGAGAUUAUGAAAUAGAUUGUAACUUUUAUAGUACAUGAUUUGACCAAGCGCAGAGACAACAAUAGACACAUGCAAAUAAAAACUCUCUCUCUCUCUCUUUAUAUAUAUAUAAAGAGAGAUUAUGAUUACCUAUUAAAUAAAAGAGAUGGGGUUAAGCUAGUAGAAGUGAGUUCAAAUCCUCAGGUUUACUUCAAUGACAACUUCGUGUGGUUCGUCGAAUAUUAAUAGGAAAACAAAUUAAAACAUAGUGAAAUAGAAAAGUCAUUGUGAAUUUCUUCUGUUGGAAGCAGACUUUCAAAGAAUCGAUGCCGUAAGCUUACUUUUUGAUUGAAACAGACUAUAUUGCAGUAAACUUACCUUUUGAUUGAAACAGACUAUAAUGCAGUAAACUUACCUUUUGAUUGAAACAGACUAUAUUGCAGUAAACUUACCUUUUGAUUGAAACAGACUAUAAUGCAGUAAACUUACCUUUUGAUUGAAACAGACUAUAUUGCAGUAAACUUACCUUUUGAUUGAAACAGACUAUAAUGCAGUAAACUUACCUUUUGAUUGAAACAGACUAUAAUGCAGUAAACUUACCUUUUGAUUGAAACAGACUAUAAUGCAGUAAACUUACUUUUUGAUUGAAACAGACUAUAUUGCAGUAAACUUACCUUUUGAUUGAAACAGACUAUAAUGCAGUAAACUUACCUUUUGAUUGAAACAGACUAUAAUGCAGUAAACUUACCUUUUGAUUGAAACAGACUAUAAUGCCGUAAACUUACCUUUUGAUUGAAACAGACUAUAUUGCAGUAAACUUACCUUUUGAUUGAAACAGACUUUAAUGCAGUAAUCGUACCUUUUGAUUGAUUACCUUUUGAUUGGAAGUCAGUUGACCUUUUGCUGACAUCAAAGAACGCUAACGCACUGUUCUUUUUCCUUGGUCCUAGUAGAAUAACAAUCAGCUGAUUAAUUGUAUGGGGUGAUAGUUUUAAUUUUAUAUAUUUAUAUAUAAUGAAUACAAUAUUUUUAAAUUUAAAUAAUAACUUUGCCAGAUUUCUUUCCAAACUAAAGGCAGAUUAUAAGCUAGAGGAUAAUUUAUUUUUUUUUAACUUCACGAUUUCUUACUAAAGUUUGUGUAUGUUGGUCAGAGAGUAUCGAAAUGUUGUAGUCAUUUUGUUUAGAUGUAUAGAUUUAGAUAUAGGUUAUUUGCGACAUCAAUAGGUCGAGAAUAGAUCUAGAUUAUUUGCGACAUCAAUAGGUCGAGAAUAGAUUUAGGUUAUUUGCGACAUCAAUAGGUCGAGAAUAGAUCUAGAUUAUUUGCGACAUCAAUAGGUCGAGAAUAGAUCUAGGUUAUUUGCGACAUCAAUAGGUCUAGAAUAGCUCUAGGUUAUUUGCGACAUCAAUAGGUCGAGAAUAGAUCUAGGUUAUUUGCGACAUCAAUAGGUCGAGAAUAGAUCUAGGUUAUUUGCGACAUCAAUAUGUCGAGAAUAGAUCUAGGUUAUUUGCGACAUCAAUAGGUCUAGAAUAGCUCUAGGUUAUUUGCGACUGCGACAUCAAUAGGUCUAGAAUAGCCCUAGGUUAUUUGCGACAUCAAUAGGUCGAGAAUAGCUAUAGGUUAUUUGCGACAUCAAUAGGUCUAGAAUAGCCCUAGGUUAUUUGCGACAUCAAUAGGUCGAGAAUAGCUAUAGGUUAUUUGCGACAUCAAUAGAUUAUGAUCUAGUUUAUUUGCGACAUCAGUAGAUCUAGGUGUAGGUUAUUUGCGACAUCAGUAGGUCUAGAAUAGCUCUAGGUUAUUUGCGACAUCAAUAGAUUAAGAUCUAGUUUAUUUGCGACAUCAAUAGAUUAAGAUCUAGUUUAUUUGCGACAUCAAUAGAUUAUGAUCUAGUUUAUUUGCGACAUCAGUAGAUCUAAGUGUAGGUUAUUUGCGACAUCAAUAGGUCUAGAAUAGCUCUAGUUUAUUUGCGACAUCAAUAGAUUAAGAUCUAGUUUAUUUGCGACAUCAAUAGAUUAAGAUCUAGUUUAUUUGCGACAUCAAUAGAUUAUGAUCUAGUUUAUUUGCGACAUCAGUAGAUCUAAGUGUAGGUUAUUUGCGACAUCAAUAGGUCUAGAAUAGCUCUAAGUUAUUUGCGACAUCAAUAGAUUAAGAUCUAGUUUAUUUGCGACAUCAAUAGAUUAAGAUCUAGUUUAUUUGCGACAUCAAUAGAUUAAGAUUUAGUUUAUUUGCGACAUCAAUAGAUUAAGAUCUAGUUUAUUUGCGACAUCAAUAGAUUAUGAUCUAGUUUAUUUGCGACAUCAGUAGAUCUAGGUGUAGGUUAUUUGCGACAUCAAUAGGUCUAGAAUAGCUCUAGGUUAUUUGCGACAUCAAUAGAUUAAGAUCUAGUUUAUUUGCGACAUCAAUAGAUUAAGAUCUAGUUUAUUUGCGACAUCAAUAGAUUAAGAUAUAGUUUAUUUGCGACAUCAGUAGAUCUAGGUGUAGGUUAUUUGCGACAUCAAUAGAGCUAUGUGAAAACGUUCUCAACUUAAGUAGCGAUGGGUAUGAUUAUCAAUAGUUAUUAAACAAAAUAAUUUCUGUCCCGUAAGUCUGGCUAUAUAGGUUUUGUAUAGAUUUCAAUUUAGAUUUUUAAAAUUCCAAUCUUAAUACAUUUGUUAUAUAUGUCAAGCUUAUAUAGGACAAUCAUUUAAGAUAUGUUGUAUUUGGAUGUAGGAACGAUGUCAUAAUUACGACUAGCUAGGUAAAAGUACCCUUUAUACUCAGUGGCGUCGCUGGGAUGGGGGGUCCAAUUUUGAAAAUCUUCCCGGGCCCCCACCUGAGGGGGCUCCCAAAUGAAGGCCCGAAACGUGUUUUUACAUUAAAUAUUACGUCGUUAUCUCAAGACCUGAUGUUGAAUUUCAAAAUGCUGGGGCCCAUAGAGAAGUCAAGCCCACUUCCCGGGCCACCAAAUCAUUAACUACGCCACUGUUUAAACUUUUCGAUAUUAAUUUAUGAUGUAGCUGCUGUUUGUUUGGAUUUAUUGUUGUCAUUAUAUGACACAAUGUUAUUAUUAUUAUUUAUGUCGCUGGCCCUUUGUUUUCCUUGACUCGCUAUGUCUUUAAUGUUAUAAAUAUUUUUCCUUUUCAAUGGAUGACUAUGUACUUUAUUUUGAAUCUCAGGAUUUAAUUUGAUUUUCGUAUUUAAUUUUUUGUUUUAAUGGGUAAGUACGAUGAUUGUCCGAAAGAAAUAAUCAUCUCCCCUUGACCGUAUUGAGGGAAGACAGACAUAGUCUCCAAAUGAUUUCCCUUUUAUGUUUUAUGUUUUCAAUAAAUUGUUUCUCAUUGAACCAGU
Molecule: messenger RNA, 9706 nt
Organism: Biomphalaria glabrata
Lineage: Eukaryota; Metazoa; Mollusca; Gastropoda; Planorbidae
Product: vascular endothelial growth factor receptor 1-like
Exons: 9
Coding region: 996-1898 (300 amino acids)
Biological process (GO): synapse organization
Cellular component (GO): neuron projection membrane
Source: RefSeq, a predicted model, not a curated record